Messenger RNA from Dichomitus squalens LYAD-421 SS1, 472 nucleotides. RefSeq lists its product as uncharacterized. The record is from RefSeq and is a predicted model, not a curated record. The transcript has 2 exons. The coding region runs from base 95 to 262 and encodes 55 amino acids. Lineage: Eukaryota; Fungi; Basidiomycota; Agaricomycetes; Polyporales; Polyporaceae.
CUACAUCCUACAUACUACUGUAUGGUCCAUGAGGAUGAUGCCUUAGGCCCAGAUCGGAAGCAGCAUAGUCACCCGUGAAGUCUAGUGUACCGCUAUGAAGACGGGCUGGUUAUGCCAGUGGAACAGACCCCUCGAUAACUACCCAGCGUCGAAUCCUGCCUUACAGAACGCGCAUUCGUGCCGGACUGCAACACAUAAAUACGAGGAAGUCCGUCUGCGCGGAGAAGCCAUCCACCCGAGGGACAUGCCUUCCUUGGGGUGAACUGCUUGCACUUGGGGCUUGAAGAGCACGGCGCUGCAGCAUUGCAGAGAUCGACGCGGGUCACGGGACAUCCACGGGAGGAAGCGCUUUAUGGAAGAAUCUGAAUUCAGGGCAUGGAGCCGUACAGCGAGUCGAAACUUGCGGGGCCGUACUCCUAACUGAGGUUCUCGCUCACCGGGGUUUGAGACUCCAGUAUUUAUAUAACAGACC